AUGCUCCCGCCAAUUGACAGCUCCGUACUCAAAAACAACCCCCAGUUCGCAAACCUCUACAAGGGCUUGACGGAGCUCAUCCUCAACGAUGAUGGCUCAACCAAGCUUCAUCCACAAAAUCCAGUGGCCCAAGAGCGCAAGGCAGAACUAAACAAACAUCGCCUUGCCGCCACCACCGAACACCUCCUCAUCCACGCCCUCUCAACCACCAGUCCCGAUCCCAUCCCCAUUUCGGCGGAACAAGAACUUCUUUUCCUCUCCCGAAACCCCCCCUCUAGACUCCGACUCCCUCUUACUAAUCCUAACCUCCCCUCCCCUUUCCCUUCUUCCUACCCUCUUACCGUACCUCGCAACCCUACUUCUACACCCCCUCUUACAAUCCCCACCCUCCCCACCAUAAUCUCCUCUCUCACCACCUCAACCCUAAACCUCCACUCCUCAAUCCUCCACUCCCGUCUCAACACAGCCGAAGCAGUCCGCGACCUCCUCUCCCAAUACUCUACGGCUUUCACCCUCCUAAUCAAGACUCUCGAAGCCAAACAUGGUCCUAUAGCGCGCAGUCUCGAAUUUAAGGCAGGCGAGACUGCCUUACUAGCGCAAAAGGUAGAGAAGGAGAGCGAACUUGCUGUGUUGGGGGUAAGAAGGGAGGUGUAUACGCCUGAAGUUAAAAGGGCAUUAAGGGAGUGUAAGGAGUGGUUGGUUGGUGAGCAGCAAGGGUUGAGAGAUAAGAUUAGAAGGGGGGAGGAGGUGCUGGGGGGGUAUGAGGGGGAAGAGAAAAGGGGAGACGCGGAAAAGGAAAAGGUGAUGAGGGAGAUUGCGAGGGUUUAUGGCGAGAUGGAGAGGGAGGUGGAUGUUGUAAGGAGGGAUUUGGAGCGGUUGGGUUUGAAAGGGGUGAGUGAUUCUGGGUAA
Molecule: messenger RNA, 909 nt
Organism: Neurospora tetrasperma FGSC 2508
Lineage: Eukaryota; Fungi; Ascomycota; Sordariomycetes; Sordariales; Sordariaceae
Exons: 5
Coding region: 1-909 (302 amino acids)
Source: RefSeq, a predicted model, not a curated record